AUGCUCAAGCUUUUCCCAGCAAGGGCGUCUCUGCCGGAAUAUAUCGACAAAACUGCGGAGUAUAAUGGUAAGCAUUUAUUAUCCGCUCUGGGUACGCCAGCUGGAAGAGAGAGUACAAUAGCAUCCAUUACAGAAAUGCUAUUGAAUAUUAGUGAUCCAGGUGUUAUCAGGAAAAUUCUCAACUACCUCACCAUAUCAGAUCUAAUAUGCAUAUUUCUUGGAAUUGUGGGAUCCGCCAAAUCGAACGAUGAAAGAUUCAAAGUACUUAUUGAAACAGUGGUUUUGAUGCUGAAUAGCUUUCCAUGUGUUAAACUUGUUGAUAACGAAGUCGCAUGCAAGAAUGAUCCAUACUCCACAAGCUCACUGUUUGCAGAUACAGAUGAUUAUGACUCAGAAAGGGUUCUUGAUGAUGACGAUGACGAAAUUGUAUUCUCGGAAUCCAUAAAGUACCAACUUUCAGUGAAAUCCAUCGAGUAUGUCAGGCUGCUUUCGCAUUUGGAAACUACACAUAAUACGCCUAAGAUAACAUUCCCUCUGGUAGAGAUUAAAUCACGAUAUCUAAACGCGGUGAGCAGCUUUGUCGAAAUGACCGCAGGCGCUAUAAAGAUAGAAAAUAGCUCUCUUGGAAUUCUAGGGCCGUCAUCACAGUUAAAAAACAGGCUUAAAGUUGUCACCAUAUCUGGAUAUGAAAACUUUCACUCUCUAAAGGAAUUUAAUAGUAUAGAGAAACUCAUCGUUUACGGAAACCAAGUCAGUGUUGAUGAUAUAAGGGAGCUGAUAAAAUCAUGCCACAACCUAAAACAAAUAUAUUAUAAAGGUCGGGUGGCAAAGUUUAGCGAUAAAAUGAAUUGCACAGGUACAGAGACAAACAUCAAGACAACUUAUGAUUUGAUUUGCCUCGACAGAAUAACUCCUGAAAUUAUAGAUUACUGCGGGGAUAAGAACAUUAUAGGGCUCAGUGAGCACAUAUUUACUUGCAACGCGUUAUCGUUGAAUCAAAACGAUACUUCGGGAAAGCCACUGGAAAGAUCCAUUGAUCUCAGCGUUCUUUUAAAAUCGCUUCCAAAUUUAAGGAAAUUCCAAAUGAACUGUUUAUUUGAGGAUGGCUUCAUUAGCUGUGCGUGUGACUCAACAAUACUCAAUAGCAGUUUGCAUUAUAUUGAUUUGAGUCGUUGCAAAUUUGAAGGUUUAGGAGAUUUCAGUGGUCUCCCGAACAUUCGGAGUGCAUCUUUUAGAAACUGCUCCAUAGAUGUUAAAUCAAUAUCAUCACUUCGCAGAUGCAGGUCGUUAAGUGAAAUAUGCUUUUAUGACUGCAUGAUUUAUUGGAAUGCAGCGUUAUACUUACCACCAGGUGUGCGGCAGUUUGUUCUGCACAACAUUGACGUUGAUCAAUGCAAAAAUAUACUCUUUGCUUCAUAUACUACGGAGACAGAUACAUGCGACUCAUCAGGUGCAGAAAUGGAGAGACUUGUUGGCAUAGACAUUAACUCAGAAAGAUCAUAUCUCAGGAUUGGAUGCCGCAAUCAGCUGGCAAUAAUGAAGCCUGGAGUUGUUCAUAGCGACAUAGGAAAGGGAAAACGCGGUAACUCCUCGAAUGGGAAUCAUACACGCAGAAACAAUUUGAAAGCAAAUCCGGAAGUGGACGUGUAUCUUCCGGAAAGUUUGACAUCGAUAUCAUUCGUUAACUAUCCCAACUUUGAGUCUGUCGAUCUUGCCAAGAUACACGGUCCACAGUGGUCUAAGAUAAAAGAGAUUGAUUUCCUGUUGUAUGCGUAUGGAAAUGUGUGGCAGAAGCCGUUGCAUUUGCCAAAUGCCGAUUCGAUCAGGUACAAGUUCCAUUAUGUAAAUGUGAACACCAUCGGAGGUGAAAGAUCGGAACUCAAGCCUAUAUUAAGUGCAGAGUCACUGGAUGGACUGAGGUCAAGUACAUAUUCUUCAGAAGAUGAAGCGAAACCAAGGAGGAGAGGCCGUCGCCGGGGUCCGAAACCAAAGGUUAAAAGACCAGUUGGAAGACCUAGAAGAAGAGGCAGAAGACCACUCAGAGAGUCAACAGAAGAUUCGGAGGAGAUUGAAGUGCCAAUCGAGGACGGCAAGUACGUGGAUAGGAAUGUUGAAGAUCUCAGCGAGUUUCAAAAGGGAUAUCAAGGUAGGAGGCUACCAUUCCCGGUUGCAAAGCAUACUGCACCACCAAUGGCGACACCUGAGGAUCCCACAAAGCCAUAUCAGUGCAGGUUUUGCAAGCGUUCGUUUGACCGUCGGGAGAAUUUCCGCCGUCACUCGUUGAUCCAUACCGAUUAUAGACCAUACGUGUGUCCAAUGUGCAAGAAGGGAUUCAAGAGAUCGGACAAUCUGCGUUCGCACAUGCGUGUUUGCCAUGCUGCAAAUAGAAGUGCAAGGGUUAGGGAUAGUGCCAAGAGAGGAAGGUCGAAGAGCAGGGAAGAGUCUGUUAGUGCCACUAUUACUGACGACUCGUUUAGGAUCAUUUCACAACCGGUGCAAUCUUCACCAGCAGAAAAGAGCUUUGAAGAAACAACCGCCGAGUCUCCAAGAAAGAAGUUGAAGCUACACCGUGAUCAUCCAAGCGCUUCUCCAGAAGGUGCAGAGCGGAAAAGACCUGGCCGUCCAUGUAAGAUCAAGUUUGAGCCUACGAAUCUCUCGUUGGCCAUAUCGACACCGAAUCCUCUUCUUUCGAAGCCUAAAAGCAGCACUGUCAGGAUUGGAGGAAACUGCGUUCAGCGGUUGGUUAAGGACAAGAACUCGCAGCUCAUCCUCAAGUCGAUUGUUCCUAAAGACGGCGAUACUUCUGCCCAGCAACAGGGGGAAAAGCCGGAUGCAGUUUCGGAAAAGCCUUUCCCGGAAAAGGAGGAGAAGGAGUCGCACUCAAUUGUUCCUAAACUGAGCAACCUGCUGGAUUCAAAUGCACCAUCGAGUCCUCCUGGCACUUCUAAUUCUACUUUCUCUAACAGUACAAGUGGUGGGUCGAGCAGCUCACGCCCGGACACCAAAUCGUCAAAUACGUCCGGCGUGGACUAUGCACAGUAUUAUCAGGGUCCUUUAGCACCGUCUUCUGGUGUAGAGAAGAAAGAAGGACCUUCCGCGGCUCAGGUGAACUUACCAAAGUUGAAAAUGUUCGAGUUUGUGCCAAACAUGAAGUUGUCAUACAACAGCAAGGGCGAUCGUUUGAAGGCCAGAGGAGGAUUCCGUCCGGAGCAGAUUGGUUCUCAGCGUGCAUAUGACCGGGAAAUACGAUUUGAUGCUCGACAAACAGGCGGUUUAAAACCACAACUGCUCCAAACAUACAGUAAACGGACAGGAGAUCACAGCAAAAUGCUUGUUUUCCGGAUGGAGAAGCCCCAGGAGACAGUUGCGAGACAUCGGCGUGAAGAAGAACGCAGAGCACGUGCUAAGACGAACUCAGAAAGUCUCGAAGAUCAAAAUCCGGCAGGUCCGUCUUCAGAGCAGAUGGAAAACAGACGAAGACUAAUCCGCGAGAAGGUUAAUGAGGCAUUUGGGAAAUGCGAACGUACAAACGAUGGGCACUAUGUGUGCUUCAAGUGCGGCAAGAACUUUGCGAAAAGAGGAAACGUGAAGAGACAUCUGAUUCUGCAUCUCGACGUUGAUUUAUAUGACUGCAUCUGUGGGAGAACCUUCCAGAGAUCCGAUAACUACAAGAGUCACUUUUUGAAGUGCAAGAAGAGACGUGAACUAGGGUUACCGUUGAGUGUGGAUGCAGAUGACAUGCAGGUGGUACCAAGAGGUAGACUUAGCAACUUAAAAGGUGAGAUAGGUAUAAGUGGAGACAGCACACCGGGUGUUACAUCAAGUACACUUAACGCGAUUUCCUCGCCUGACGCGUACAGUACUGACAGUCUCUCCACUUCCGAUAACGCGAAUAUCUCUUCCAACGGCCCCAAUGUCGAGUAA
Messenger RNA from Brettanomyces bruxellensis, 3924 nucleotides. RefSeq lists its product as uncharacterized. Gene Ontology annotation, molecular function: DNA-binding transcription factor activity, RNA polymerase II-specific; RNA polymerase II cis-regulatory region sequence-specific DNA binding. NCBI's taxonomy places the organism in Eukaryota, Fungi, Ascomycota, Pichiomycetes, Pichiales, Pichiaceae. Bases 1 to 3924 code for a protein of 1307 amino acids. Gene Ontology annotation, cellular component: chromatin. The transcript has a single exon. Gene Ontology annotation, biological process: regulation of transcription by RNA polymerase II. The record is from RefSeq and is a predicted model, not a curated record.